Messenger RNA from Labrus mixtus (cuckoo wrasse), 6782 nucleotides. RefSeq lists its product as uncharacterized. The coding region runs from base 556 to 4224 and encodes 1222 amino acids. The record is from RefSeq and is a predicted model, not a curated record. Gene Ontology annotation, biological process: positive regulation of Rho protein signal transduction. The transcript has 8 exons. Gene Ontology annotation, molecular function: guanyl-nucleotide exchange factor activity. NCBI's taxonomy places the organism in Eukaryota, Metazoa, Chordata, Actinopteri, Labriformes, Labridae.
UGCUCAUGAAGGCACCACAGUUCCCAAGGAGAACCCCAGCAAAGAAAGAGGUCGUGUAUCCGGGAUCCUCCGGUUUAACCCCUCAAACCAGCACGAGGGGAGGACGAAGAGUUUAUUAGCCUGAUGAACGACCAGUGUGAGAUUUGAUAUCAGGGCAUUAAUCCUCCGGGGUCUAGCGGUCUUCACGGAUCCCCGGUCUGGAACUCACAUCAGAUCCUUCAAUCUGCGGAGACGCGAGUCUUCAAACCUGCGUUCUGGAUCUGAACCUGAAUCCACCCCAGGAUCAGGAUCUUCUUCUCUCUGAUGGGUUGGAGGAGGUGAAAGCGCUCACAAAGCAACUCUGACUCGCGGCCACGUCUGUCUGGCUCAGUGGAAACUCCAGACAGACAUCGUGAACCGAGAGGAGAGUGAGGAAGAGGAGGCCGGGCACUUUGGGAUCUGAGCCAAUGACCUGUACGAGGAGAGGAGCAGCGCAGAGGCUUUGAUUAAAAUGGGGCUGCACAUCUUCACACCUGCUGACUUUGUGUCUGAGGGCCACUCGCUCAGCUCGCAGCCAUGCCGGACGUAAAGCCUCCACCGCCAUGUGACUACCCCUGCACCUCCUCCGCCGCAGCCUCCGCCGGCUCUCCUGCCGGCUGCGCCUCUCCGCUCGACCUCCUCAUUGACAUGGAGCCCUGCAUCGCCAACCUCCCCCUGUCCCCCGACCCCUUGAACUCCUUCCCUCGACACAGGCCUGGCGUCUCUCACUACCCGGGCGUCCAGGGGCCUCCCUUCCCGCUCAUGGCCCGGUGUAACAGCAGCACCCUGCUCACUAACCUGGGCCUGAGGUACUGCUCCAGCAAGCAGGGCCCUCUGUCUGCGGGGCCGGGUCAGGGUUUGGAUCCUGGCUCCUGUGGCCACACAGGGAACAAUGGCAGCAGACCGUAUAGGAGCAUGGAGAAUCUCAACUGGAACAAUAUGGCUGAUUCUGGACUGUAUGGAUUCAGUGCUGCCCCCUACAGGAGCAUGGACAGUGAGUUUAUUUUACGCUACACCUCUACUAGUCACUGGUGCGGGGGAUCACAAGAUGGAUCUCUGGUUGAGGCCCAUGGACUGGUACCAAACCCCGAGAGCCUUGCCUUUUAUCCUCGACAUGGACUAGCAAGAAAGGAUCUACCCAUCUUCCCUCAGCUGCUGUUUCCAGGUGGCGUUGACGAAUGGGAUGCGAGGAAGGGCCUGAGGGAGAAGCUCCGCCUUCAGAGCGCGAGGUCUUCAGUUGAACCUCCGAAACCUCUUCCUCUGCGGCCUCAGAUGUCACCAGGUGCUGCACCCAUCGACAGGGAGGGCGUGCAUCAAGUCAACUCACACGCCGGAUCGAGGCCGGUGUGCACGAUGCGCCUCACAAACCACGAGGACAUCAAGCAGGAGGUCCUGAGGCGCUUGCAGCUCCGACGGCAGAACAGCAGCCCCAACCUGGUUCUCCAGAACUCCACACCCAGCCCGAACGGGGUGAAGACUUCCUACACAACGGACAACAUCGCAAACAACAGGAGCAGAUCCAAUUCUGCAUCUGAGCGCUGCAGACCUCCUGCGGGGCGCCUUCACAUCCCUACCUUCGAGGAGUUUAAGAGGAUGAGGCAGAGGGAGGGGCAACAGGGAAAGGAGUCCACAGCGGGACCUGUGGUGUCUAGAAAACCUGAGGCUGAUUUGCAAAAAGAAUCAGGAGGUAAAAUACCUCCUUCUGAUGAGACGAUCCUUCAGUCGAGCUCUAGUGGAAGAAACGGGAAAGACUCUGAGAAGGUGGAGGGAGACAUGUGCAAAGGUGAAAGGACAGGCAGCAGUGGUGAAGCCCUGCACACUGUCACCUCCUCAGAAACACCUCCAUAUAACGCCAGCGCAGCACCUAUCUCCACCUCUGUUACCAGCACGUACUCUCCCAUCCGCACGGUUCCCACCCCGCGUGCCCCUCUGCAGACACUGGCCAGCUCAGCGGCCCGGGAGAAACUCCCCAUAGCUGCGUUGGGAGAGGAUGGGAGCACCCGGCGGAGGAGGAGCAGUUUGGAGCCGGCUGGGUCAGUUCCCUUCCCGCCCUGCAGGGAAAACUGGGAACGGCCCUCCAGCUGCUGCCCGGCUCUCCUCCUGGAGGGGACAGACCUGUCCAGCUAUGGAGCCAAGAUCUAUAAGAUGAAGGACGGACUCAUCGGCUCGGCACUGGACCUCAUCAAGAAAAGCUGCAGUGCAGAGAUCUCCGCCGAGGCCCCCGUCAGGCUGUCAGCUGACCGGGACGGAGGCUGUGACAUCACCGCCCCCUCGACUGACUGUCAGCCCUCCGCCGUUGCCAUGGCAACGUCAGCAACGGCCUGCGAAGCUGAGGCUGGCGACGAGACGCCUGCAGGAGGAGAGGAAGCAGCAGAAUGCCAAUUUUACCGCGUGAUUGACACAAGUGUCCUUCCCAACCGGCAGCACACUGGUCUGGGCUGCAGGCGCUCCAGCUCGGACGCAGCCUAUGAGCUGGCUGAGACGGUGAGGGCUCAGCGCGAGUGUCGUCUCCGGCCUCACUACAGCGACCCCAUGCCAGCAGACGCCUCCAAGCGCAAACAGCUGGAGAUGAAGAUCGCUGCCGCCGCGAGACUCCACGGCCACCGCCGGGACCGCGACAGAGACAGAGACAGUGCUCCAGCGGCUAUCCGUGGCCGCUCUGAGCCCCCUGGAGAGGAGCGCCAGGCGGGUCUGGGUGUGACUCGGUCCGGGCAGCAUCGCUGGAGCACCAUCAGCAGCCUGAGCGCCGACAGCGGAGUGGUUGGCCUCAGUGAUGAGCGGGAGGAGGAGGACAGCGAGCCUCGCCGCCACCGCAGAACAAGGGGGGCCGAUGUGGAACGGGUGGACAGUGGCAUCGGCCCAGGUCUGUCCCGCACCUGGAAGAGACCCUCUGCCUCCCUCAGGGCCUGGGAGGCGCAGAGACCCUGUCCAGACUGCGGCCUGAGGGACGGGGUAUCCAAAGAGCGAGGAGAGCGCAUGUGCGAACGCUGCUCUAAACUGCGGACGGAGCGAAAGGAGGCCAUCCUGGAGUUUCUGAACACAGAAUCCAGCUACGGCGAGGACCUGCGGAUCAUCAAGGAGGAGUUUUACUGCCCCAUGCAGAGUGCCGCGCUGCUGACGGCCGAGCAGCUCACUGUGGUGUUUGGUAACGUUCAAGAGCUCAUCGACGUCAAUGACCGCUUCACUGAACACCUGCAGGACAGCAUUGACCAGGCCUUUGACCAGGGAGAUGAAGAUCUGCUGACAGUAUACAUAGGAGAGAUCUUCCUGGAGUUCGUCAACAUGCUGCCCGCCUUCCAGACCUACUGUCUGCAGCAGUCCACCUCGGUCAACAUGCUCAACACGCUGGAGAAGGAGAAAGAGCUGCUCAGAAUUUUCCUGGACGUUUCCCAGAAUGACAACACGGCUUUGCGGCGUAUGAACUUGCGCUCCUUCCUAAUGGCGCCUCUCCAGCGUGUGACCAAAUACCCGCUUCUGCUGAGUCGCAUCAUUAAGGUCACUUCUGAAUGUCAUCCCGACUACUCGCGUCUACGGGAGGCCAAGAGUCGGGUUGAAUCCCACCUGGAGCACAUCAACAUGAAGACGAAGCAGGAGGGCAACGGUGUCACCUGGUCCCUGCGCUCUUUCCGCCGCGACAGCCGUAAAAACCGGGAGGUCAUUAACAUAGAGAUGCGAGAGGUGUCGAUGAAGACGGUGGGCUGGGCGAGAGAAAACACUAGAUUCGUCAUGGAGGGGCCGCUCCAGCUGUCCCAGCCAGCAGAUGGUCACUGGGUGAAGAAGGGAAGCAAGGCCUUAAAGUUCCAGAACGUCCAGAGUCUGCUGAUGGUGAGGACACAGCGGGCCGGGGAAACCCCUGUACAGGGCACUGACCCUGUGGCGAGGGGGGAUCAAGUGGACGUAGGUGGAGAAAGCAUACGAGAUGGUGUUCUGGUUCUAAUCAAAGACAAGAGCAGCGGGAAGUUCACCGUGUUGAGAGAGCCCAUACGUUUGGGAAACUGCAUAGUGUCGACGGAUCCGGACAGCGAGGACACAUUCGAGGUGCUCGACAUUCGAAAGGAGUCUUUCGUUUUCCGUGCCUCGGACAAAUCUCGCACCCAGCAGUGGUUCCAUCAAAUCAAGAGAUACGCUCGAGACUUGGGCACCUGGAGGAAAAGGCGCAACGCCUUGCCCAACAUCAUGAUCAACACGAACCAGGCCCGCUCCUGAGACUAACCAACCCCCCUCCGCCUUUGUCACACUGUAAAUAACCUGAAUCCUUCUACUGCAAAAACGAACUGACAACGAGAAGCAUUUCCCAGUGAAACCACUGUCAUGACUCAUUAGAUUUCAGAGGACAAAAAUCGUUCUCAAAGUUUCACAGGGGUCGUAUACUGUACAGAAGAAGUGGACAUAGCCACUGUGACAUCAACCACAAGUCUGUUAACCGCACUUUUGAAGCCAAUAAUCUGCAUUUGGGCCACUGCCAUCUUGGUUUUUCCAGAAUUGAGAUAAUGGGGGUUGAGACACUUGGUUGUCUGGUUUCCAUGGUAUUGGCUUGACAAUCACAGGUAGCCACACCCCAAAGCAUACUGUGCUUUAUUGGUAUAUCCUUAGUUAGUUGUCAAUCUGGUUUCAUGCAAAUGUACUUCUCUUUGCAACCAAAGGCGUCCCCCCCCCUGCUGGCCAUUACAGAGAAUGCAGUCUUAAAGCACUUUGUCCUUGGCUUCACUUCUAAGACAAGGGGCCACGUCCACUUCUUAUAUACAGUCUAUGGGUCAGAGGAUGAGACAGCGCUUCUUUUUCUUUCAAAUCUAUGAGUGCGCCAUGUUCUCGCAAAAUGAAAUACGAAGAUUGAAGUCAUUAACACUGAGGAAAAUUCUUGGACAACCAAAAAUCCUGGGCUGUGCUUGUCAGCCUUGAUUGUAAAGACUGUUUGCUCCUGGAGAAAGAGAGCUGUGUGUCUGAUGAAAAGCAUGACUGAACAUGACUGACUGCUAAAAAGAAAAAUUGUGACGUCCUUUUUUUUAUAUACAAGGCAUAAUACAAUUGGGGGUGAACACUUGUGGUAUGAAAAGUCGAAGAUGUGGUUAAGAGCUUUGCUCAGUGGUUUCUGUUUGUUGUCACUGCCCUCUCCUGUUUGUGUGUCGCCCUCUUCUGUAUGUCGGCGGUAGAGCAACUUUCACUGCCAGGGAUGCAGUUGAGCAGAGCCUUUUUUUGACAGGUUGAACACUGUGUUUUAAAUUUAUAAACGAGAAAUCACGAAACAGCAAUAACCUCUGCCUGUUUCAAAAUAAGUAGCUAACGUUUAUGCAUUUUAUUUCCAAGCAUUGUCUUUUGGCAUUCAGGUUUGUCCUGCUGUGUAACUCAAAUUCAUUGUGGCAGAUUUACUGUCUUAAGUCUCAAACACGGUCCUGUUUGAAGGAUGGCUUAGAAUACAAAGGAAGUUUCUGUUUUGGUCAAUCAUGGGAAUGAAAUGACAGCAGUCUGUGAAAAGUCUUCUUAAUCUUUUUGCGUUAAAAUAAUGAUUAACAGGUUAAGUUUAACAAUACGGAUUACCCUCUGUACGUUUUAGUGUUAACCAGAAGGACCUUGUGUGGAGUCACACUUUUGCAGUAUAAAUUGAUCUUACUCAUCAUUUGGUGGGUAAACUGUCUGGAAAAAUUGAAAAUGGUUGCUGUAAUUCUCAGCUGUAAGGAGAGCCUUUUCGUUUAGUUUUUUCCCCUGUAGACUAAAUCCCAGUUAUGAAAUCUGAAGUAACAGACCAAAAGGGAGAACAACUUUUGGAAAAUCGGAGGGAGUUAGGAAAUCAUAAUCAAACAAUAUCACAUCUGUUGAAAUUGUGUCAAUCAACUAACCUUUUGACAAAUCUUCACAGCAAUGUAAGAACACAAACAUGUCUCUAAUACUACAGAUCCUCACCUUUUACCCAUAAAGCACAAGGCAGAAAUGUGUGAUACAUAAAUAUGAAACUUGUGUCCUGGUAACUUUGGUGUUAACAGGUUGACAAACUCUAGUUACUCGAGAUCCUCUCUUCACAAACACUUCCCUACCAUCUUGUCCAGACCUGGUUUGAACUGUGUGUUAUUAUGUGGCCUAGCGGUGAGCUGUUGUGCCUUGGUACUUGAUUACUGUUGCGUUUAAAGGUACUGACUUAUUUGCAGACUGUCACAGUAGCAUUUAUCUCUGAGAUACUGAAAAGUCUGCCCUCUGCUGGCACCUGGUUGAGAUCAUUCUACAGGCAAUAUAAUUAUUCCUCUUGACAGUCUCUGGCUGCUGAUCCUCUUGCAUAUUUAAGUGUUUUUUUUUAAGUUUAUUUAUAAAGGCUUUAUUUUGUUUAAUGCACUUUAUCAUGAUCCAGUAAUAGAACGCUCUGAAGUAUAACUAUGUUACACAGUCUUGUUUAUUCACAAUUCUUUCAAUGAGAAGAAACCAUGCUGACUGAAGCCGAUUCAAGCAGGUUUUAAAAAAAGAAGAAAAACUACUGUCAUCAAACCAAAACUACUGUUUAAGACUGAUGCUGUUUUAUAUUUGCUUUCAAGUAGCACUAGAAAAAAGGUAGUGAAUCACUGUGUUUGGGAGGGCAGCAAGGAUACUAGCUCCACACCAGUACUCGUCCUUUGCUGUCGAAAAAAAGCCGUUUCAGAUAUAAAAAUAUGAAAAAAUACAAAGCCUACCGACUUUAAUACGGUUUCUGUUCUGAUUUCCUCAUUUUCAUUUUGAAACACCUGAUGUAUUAUUUCCCCAAUGUAAUAUAUUGUGAAUUAUAUUAAAAAAUGUGAAACUUA